AUGACCGUUGUUGCGCCUUUGGGAGAUGGUCUAGAAGAUCAAGCAGGCAACACGCCCUUCGUUGGCCAUCCGUUGUACUCUGGGCCCCCUUUACCAGGGGAAGAACGGGAAGAGCGGAUGAGCCCGUUUCUGGCCAUCCUUCUCCUGUACGGUAUCAUGAUACUUAUGGUUGGAGCACAGACGGCGCUAUUCCUUUGGAAGAAGAGGCACCGCAAGUCAUACGAGCUCGUCACGCUGCUUGGGCUAUGGCUCAUGCCCGCCCUCUUCUCUCUACACUUACAUUUUUGGCGCUUCCUCCUUGUUUGGACAAUGUAUUCCGCUGUCACCGCACGCCUGCUAUGGACGUCCACGCGCAAAAAGCUGGCGAGGACGACGCCGCGGCAGAUCUACACGUUUUUCCUAGGCGUGUACCGGGCCAGCAAGGUGGUGGGAGUCGUGGGUUACUGCCUUGUCCUGGCCGAGGUGUUCGGCAUGGGGCCGUUAUUGCACUUGGUCCUUCCCAAGGACCUGCCCAUUGACCUCGUAUGGUACGGCUUGUACUUCGGAAUAUUGGGUCGCGAUUGCGCGCAAGUCGCGACGGACAGCUUAUCGGCACGGUUGGGCAUCGAGGGGCGGCAGUUGGACACAUGCCCGCAAUGCGGCGAGAAGGUGGAUCUGCGCACACUGCUUUCGGAUAGACCAUGGGAGACACACAACAUUACCUGGAUUCAGAUGAUGGACGGCAUCCGCUACCUUGUGGUGUGGAAUCCCAUCAUUUUCACGGUCCUGUCGUUUGUGUUGCACCUGUUCGGCCCACAUCGACACGGCGAUGCACACAACGGUGUUCCACAAGGUCUGGAGAGCUCUACUAAAGGCGGUUUAAUGAGCCAGCCACCGGCUUCACCGCCCAUUGCAGCCCUUUCCCCAGCUGGGACCGCAGUGCACUGAAGCUGCUGGACUGCGCAACACGGACUUGACCUCACAGGAAGACCUCCGGACCCCGCGGACAAACAAUGCUCACGUUGGCAGAAAAGGAGCGCGAUGGAAAGGUGGCCUAAACGAAAAUGAGCGCCUGUGUGUAUCCUGCACAUAACUUGGUGCAUCGCAUGCUUGGGGCCACCUAGCUCAACAGCUACAUGCCACCCAGUCGUCUUGCCUGUCAGCGGCAUACGGCAGUGAUGGUUGUUUUAAUGUAAGAAGCCUAAAACUC
Molecule: messenger RNA, 1189 nt
Organism: Volvox carteri f. nagariensis
Lineage: Eukaryota; Viridiplantae; Chlorophyta; Chlorophyceae; Chlamydomonadales; Volvocaceae
Exons: 6
Coding region: 1-927 (308 amino acids)
Cellular component (GO): Golgi membrane; endoplasmic reticulum membrane
Molecular function (GO): metal ion binding; ubiquitin protein ligase activity
Source: RefSeq, a predicted model, not a curated record